Trichomycterus rosablanca is the source of this 3015-nucleotide messenger RNA. RefSeq names its product C9orf72-SMCR8 complex subunit (gene c9orf72). Gene Ontology annotation, cellular component: endosome; autophagosome. Gene Ontology annotation, biological process: autophagy; endocytosis. Bases 198 to 1583 code for a protein of 461 amino acids. Lineage: Eukaryota; Metazoa; Chordata; Actinopteri; Siluriformes; Trichomycteridae. Gene Ontology annotation, molecular function: guanyl-nucleotide exchange factor activity. The transcript has 10 exons. The record is from RefSeq and is a predicted model, not a curated record.
CUUCACUAAUGCUAGCAAAACAGGAAGAGCAGGGCAUGAAUUUGGUGUCUUUUUUUUUAUAGGAGCGCACGAUAACGGGAUUUCCCACAGGUGGCUAAUAAAACACCAGUACACAGAGCUAAUGGUCGGUCUGUCAUUGCUGAAUCUAAUUGCUGCGUUGUAAGAGAGCCGCUGGGAGGAAAUUGGAUUGAGACAUCAUGUCUGCUGGUUGCCCACCACAAUCUCCUGCUGUGGCUAAAACAGAAGUAGCAUUGGAAGGAUUGUGCCCUCUCCUGGCAGCCACCUUUGCGUACUGGGACAAUAUCUUGGGACCCCGUGUAUGGCACAUUUGGUCCCCGAAGGAACAAGAUUCUUUGUUGCUCAGUGAUGAUGAGGUGACCUUUCUGGCAAACCACACGUUGAACGGCGAGAUAUUGCGGAGUGCAGAGAGCGGGGCUGUGGAUGUGAAAUUCUUUGUCUUGGCAGAGAAAGGUGUGAUCAUUGUAUCACUUAUUUUUGAUGGAGAACUGAAAGGUGACAAGAAUACCUGUGCACUGUCAAUCAUUCUGCCACAAUCAGAGCUGGACUUCUACCUGCCAUUGCACAGAGUGUGUGUGGAGAGGCUCAAGCAUGUUGUCCGGAAAGGACGCAUCUAUAUGCAGAAGGGUUGCAGCAUUAUCUCUGUGUUAACGUCUGAAAUCGUUCCCAUCAUGAAGCUUCUCACCUCCAUGAAAACACACAGCGUUCCGGAAGAAGUUCAUAUUAAAGACACAUUGUUGAAUGAUGAUGAUAUUGGAGACAGCUGUAGUGAAGACUUUUUGCACAAAGCCAUCAGCUCUCAUUUACAGACAUGCGGCUGCUCUGUUGUUGUUGGCAGCAAUCCAGACAAAGUCAAUAAGAUCGUGCUGACGUUGUCUUUGUUCCUCACUCCAAACGAGAGGAAGUGCUCGCGACAGUGCCGAGCCGACGUCUCCUUUCAGUAUGAUACUGGCCUGUUUGUUCAGGGGCUGCUCAAGGACUCCACAGGGAGCUUUGUGUUGCCUUACAAGCAGGUACUCUAUUCUCCCUAUCCAUCCACUCACAUUGAUGUGGACAUUAACACAGUGCAGCAGAUGCCUCCCUGCCACGAACACAUGUACCACCAGCACCGUUACAUGCAGGCCGAGCUCAGCAAACUCUGGAAGACUGUUAGCGAGGAUGACAUCAGCCCUGAAAACCUCAACAUCCAGGACUCCUUCACCCCAGACUUGAAUAUAUUUCAGGAUGUGAUACACAAAGACACACUGGUAAAGAAUUUUAUAGAUGAGGUUUUCCUCUUGAAGCCAGGCCUAAACCUGAGGAGUGUGUACUUGUCUCAUUUCCUUCUCCUGCUGCACAGGAAGGCUCUGACACUGCUCAGAUAUAUUGAGGAUGAUACGCAGAAGGGCAAAAAGCCGUUUAAGUCGCUGCGCAAUCUGAAGAUCGAUCUUGACUUGACUGUGGAAGGAGACCUGAACAUCAUCAUGGCAAUGGCUGAGAAGCUGCGGGCAGGGCUUCAUAACUUUGUAUUUGGAAGGCCUUUUAUCACCAGUGUACAGGAGCGUGACAUUCUCGGGAACUUUUAAGCUGGUCUCAGCUCAUGUCUAGAGAUUUUCUGAAAAUGUUUUGUGUAUAAAGUACUGUGUAUGUAUAAUGAUUUACUGUAAAGCUAUCUAUCUGUGUAAUUUUAUUUAAAUGUAUAAAAUAUCUUGAACUUAAAUACUAAGAAAAUGUUAUGCUGUGAAAGUCUUUCACUGUGUUUGGCAUGAACUUGUUUUAUAAUGGUUGUAAUACUACUGUUACAUUUCUUUAAAAGCAAAGUCAUCCAUAUCCUAAAAUAAAUCCUGGCCUAAAAAUAAAUAAUUGAUGCUAAUGGUACAAACUUAUUGUUAUCUUUUUUUAAGUAGAUUAUUAAUACACUUUAACUGGAAGUACCCUUGUGGUGGCCAUACUGAAAAACACAUUUACAUUUUCAGCAUAUGCCUUUAUCCAAAGCGGCUUAGGGUUAAGGGCCUUGCUCAAGGGCCAAGCAGCAGCAACCUGGCAGUGGUGGGGCUUGAACCAGCGACCUUCUAGUUACUAGUCCAGUACCUUAACCACUAGGCUACAGCUGCCCUUGCUUGCUAUUAAACAAUUGGAUUAAGCAAGGAUGACCUCCCUAUAGUCACCACGUGUUAUCGGAAGAGAUGGGGAACUUACUAUAAAAAUUUUAGAAAUCGUGCUUUUAUUCAUAUUGGAAUUUUGAGAUUUUCUUUCAGCAUCCUGGAUCAAUCUAUUAAGAAUCUGUAGGACAGGAUUUCAAGAAAAGCUGUUCUUGAGGCGAACUGUAGCUCCUUAUAAGAUCUUUGACAUUAAUAAGUUGUUAAGGGUCUCCAUUAUUUUGUCCACCCUGUAUACUCAUGUAACACAAGUAAAAGCCAAGUCAACAUUUCAGAGUAAGAUGUGUUAUUGUGGCCUCCAAGUUUCGUUUUUGGUUUCCUUGACGUGCUUUAGGGUUUUUUUUUGUUUCUCUGAGCCAAUCACAGUUGAUUAUAAUUAUAUAACAGAUAUCUGACUGGUUUACAUGUCAGACUAACCUGACCUGUUUGUUUGGUUGGUUCUUAAAAGUUGGCGAUGCCAGGGUGGAACAUAAUGUUAUCUUUGUGUUCAGUAGCUUGGAUUUUUAUAAAGCACUGACAUUCACCUGAAGAGUUUCUGCUGGCAAGUUUGUGUCUUCACUUGAGAGCUUCAACCAUGUCACACAGAGGGGUACAUUUUAAAAUUACUUCAUUGAAAUGUAUUUAGAUUUUUAUUUGUAUUGUUUUUCAUUGUUAUUAUGACAGAAUUGAACUGUGCCGACUGACGAGGCUGAAGUUGAAGUUGAAGUUAUUUAGCGGCUGAAGUUGGUUCCUUAUUCAUAAAGGGAGCGUUCGCCAUGGAUAUUUGCUGCACACUUUAUAUUUUACCGACAUAAAUCAACUAAAUGAAGACGUGAACAUAAUUUUUUUGGCUGAUUCUCAUCGUGAUAUUGUCAAUGUA